Molecule: messenger RNA, 995 nt
Organism: Erigeron canadensis
Lineage: Eukaryota; Viridiplantae; Streptophyta; Magnoliopsida; Asterales; Asteraceae
Product: 50S ribosomal protein L11, chloroplastic
Exons: 4
Coding region: 84-773 (229 amino acids)
Biological process (GO): translation
Cellular component (GO): large ribosomal subunit; ribosome
Molecular function (GO): large ribosomal subunit rRNA binding; structural constituent of ribosome
Source: RefSeq, a predicted model, not a curated record
CAUUCUCCCUCUUCAGUUCUUCAUCACUCCACUCUCCUUCCCAUUCCCACUUUCCAAUCAUCCAAAUUGAAAGCCAAAAAAUAAUGGCAUCUUCAUUAUCCACAAGUACAUACCAUCCAAUUUGUAGUUCCCAAAUUUCCAGACAAAAAAAUCAAACCAAUUGCAAUCUGUCAUCUUCAUUUUUAUCAUCAAUCCCAUUAUCCCCCAAUUCAAACUUAUCUGUUCAGUUCCGUUACAACAAACAACACUCUUGUUGCCCUGCUAUCCUCAGGCCUCUUACUGUCAAAGCCAUGGCCCCACCUAAACCUGCUGGCAAAGCCAAAAAAGUGACUGGAAUAAUUAAGCUGGCGCUAGAAGCAGGGAAGGCAACACCGGCGCCACCGGUUGGUCCGGCGUUGGGUUCAAAGGGAGUUAACAUUAUGGCUUUUUGUAAGGAUUAUAAUGCCAGGACUGCUGAUAAAGCUGGUUAUAUCAUCCCUGUUGAAAUCACCGUUUAUGAUGAUAAAAGUUUCACAUUUGUGUUGAAGACACCCCCUGCUUCAGUUUUGCUUCUUAAAGCUGCAGGAGUGGAUAAAGGUUCUAAAGACCCACAGAGGGAAAAAGUGGGAAAAGUUACUGUUGAUCAGUUACGUGUAAUUGCAGCAGAAAAAUUGCCAGAUUUGAAUUGCACGACCAUCGAAUCAGCAAUGAGGAUCAUAGCAGGAACUGCUGCUAAUAUGGGCAUUGAUGUUGAUCCCCCGAUCCUUGAAAAAAAAGUCAAGCAACUCCUCUAGUUUAUUUUGCUGAUGCCUUGUUUCAGGUUUGAGUAAUGUAGCAGUAUCUUGAAUGCAAAUAUGGCUGUAUUCCUUAUCUUAUUUCUUUUAGCUUCACAUUUUGGUAUGAAUAUAGAGAUGGCUAUCCAGUAAAACACACUGCCAAAGAAUGGCUUUCUUUAAGAGGUGGAACACAAAUUUAUCAACGAAUCUCCUGUUGGUAAAGAUUAUGUUGAUUUCUAA